UUUCAUUUCAUACCUGGACAAAUGCCGGUGAAUAAGUAGGAGUUUCACUGUUGGAGUUUUUUGAUCUGGAAUUCUGGAGGCAUUCUUUCUCUUUCUCCUUGUCUGCUCGUUUUCCUGCCACAUUAAAUCCUUCUUCUUCUCUUCAGGAGGACUUAACAUAACUUUUCGCAGUAUUGUAUCCAAUUCAUAUUAAACCGAAUUCAUGAAACUGCCGUUGUCUUCUGUCGCGAUAAGCAAAGUUUCUGGGUCCACGCCAGUCCCCCCGGUACUGAAGAAACUCUUGUCGAGAAAGUCCUCCGUACUGGAUAGAGCUAGCAUGGACCGAUUUGAAAAGGUUGAAAAAAUUGGGGAAGGUACGUACGGAGUGGUUUACAAGGCAAGGGACAUAACGAACAAGAACCGUUUAGUAGCUCUGAAGAAAAUCCGGCUUGAAUCCAGGGAGUCUGAAGGAAUUCCGAGUACGGCAGUUAGAGAAAUUUCACUCCUUAGAGAAUUAGAUCAUCAAAAUGUGGUAUGUUUACUUGACGUGAUUCAUGCGGAUCAUAAGCUCUACCUUGUUUUCGAGUAUAUGGAAAUGGAUCUUAAAAAAUUUAUCGACACGCAGACGACAGGAUUACCAAUGUUACAAGUAAAGUCGUUCCUCUACCAGAUGCUUCGGGCCCUCGUCUAUUGUCACACGCAUCGAAUCCUUCAUCGCGAUCUGAAACCUCAAAAUUUACUAAUUGACAGCAGUGGUAGUCUUAAGCUGGCCGAUUUCGGCCUUGCCAGAGGAUUUUCGAUGCCAAUGCGGACUUAUACGCAUGAGGUCGUGACCCUGUGGUAUAGAGCCCCAGAAAUUUUACUAGGCACGAAAUAUUAUACAACCACCGUCGAUUUGUGGAGUGUGGGGUGCAUUUUCGCGGAAAUGUUGACCAGAAAACCACUAUUCCCAGGAGACUCGGAAAUUGACCAACUAUUUAGAAUUUUUAGAACAUUAGGAACCCCCGAUGAGACCACUUGGCCCGGUGUGCAACGACUUCCCGACUAUAAACCUUGUUUUCCGAAAUGGGAUCGUCAAAACUUGAAAAAUUUUGUUCCUCAGUUAACCAAUAAUCCUGAAGGGUUAGAGUUAUUAGAGGCCUUGCUAACGUACUGCCCGAUUGCCAGAAUUUCCGCAAAAGACGGUGUCAAGCAUCGCUACCUGCAGGAUAUGCUUGCAACAUUUUCAGCUAACCAUAGCACAAAAAGAAAUGGAAAAGUUGUAUGAAGUUGUACGUGCAUGUCAAUUAGACUGAUUCGCGAAAACUUGGAGAACCAAUACCAAAGGUGUUAAAUCCGCAUUCUUAUGUCACUAUGCGUGGGAUGUUUUAGAAAUCCAAUAAUUUCUCGUCUACCGUCUGCGCCUUAGUUGUUUUUAUACAAACAAAAGGAUUAUUUAUAUUUCUCUUGAUGAAUGAAACGAAUGUUUCACGCUUUUACGUCACACUCUGUAAGUAAGUUAUUAUCAUACUAUUUGUUGCUUGUCGUUUUAAUUUUGAACUGGAAAAAUGUGUUCCAAAAUCAGCAAUACCAUUAUUGUAUUUAAAACGUUUUGUAAGUAUAUACUUAUUUUAAUUCUCAGCGUUCGCAGUUUUUAAAUGUAAAAAAUGUUUAUCGUUGUCAGAUUUUCUUCCUCUGCAUGUCUAAUUAUAAUCGUUCCUGUAUGUGAUAUGAUCAAAAUUUUAAGAUUGGCUAACCCGUUGGAAAUAAUAGUACAAAACAAAGUACAUAUAUCUUCAA
Messenger RNA from Folsomia candida, 1758 nucleotides. Its product is annotated as cyclin-dependent kinase 2. Gene Ontology annotation, cellular component: nucleus; cytoplasm; cyclin-dependent protein kinase holoenzyme complex. The record is from RefSeq and is a predicted model, not a curated record. Gene Ontology annotation, molecular function: cyclin-dependent protein serine/threonine kinase activity; ATP binding; cyclin binding. Lineage: Eukaryota; Metazoa; Arthropoda; Collembola; Entomobryomorpha; Isotomidae. Bases 203 to 1246 code for a protein of 347 amino acids. The transcript has 7 exons. Gene Ontology annotation, biological process: G1/S transition of mitotic cell cycle; regulation of gene expression; protein phosphorylation.